AUGGCCUUUGUCGACAACAAAGCUUCUUCCUCCCAGGCAACCGCCGGCGGGAAAGGUAAAGGUGGCAAAGGAAAACAAGCUCAACCAAGAUUGAAGUCUAAUCAAGCUAAGCGAUUGAAGGUGGAUGAAGAAUUGAAAGAACUUCAAGCGAGGGUUGAUAACUGGAGUCCUCCAGCUGAAAUCACACUUUUCAAUGAACUUCCACUUUCUUCCCGUACUCUCAAAGGUCUAAAGAGUAGUCAUUUCCUUAACCCUACCCCGAUUCAAUGUCUUGCUAUACCUCCCGCAUUGAAGGGUCAAGAUCUACUUGGAUCAGCUAAAACAGGCUCGGGCAAAACGCUCGCUUUCUUGAUUCCCAUGUUGGAGAGGUUAUAUCAAGAUAAAUGGGGACCAAUGGAUGGUUUGGGUGCUGUCGUCAUCUCGCCUACGAGGGAAUUAGCCGUACAGACCUUCACUCAGUUAAGGGAUAUAGGAAAAUAUCAUCAAUUUUCAGCUGGAUUGGUAAUAGGUGGGAAACCUUUGAAAGAAGAACAAGAUAGAUUGGGAAGAAUGAAUAUACUGAUAGCAACUCCUGGAAGAUUAUUACAACAUUUGGAUAGUACCGUUGGUUUCGAAUCUUCAGGUGUCAAAGUCUUAGUGCUGGAUGAAGCAGAUCGGUUACUAGACUUGGGAUUCUUGCCUGCUUUAAGAGCUAUCAUAGGGCAUUUCUCACCUGGAGUAGUCUCUUCUUCCUCCUCAAAACCUAAUCGUCAAACAUUGCUAUUCUCGGCCACUCAAACUAAAGAUUUGGCCGCGCUGGCGAAACUGUCUUUGCACGAACCAGUGUACAUAAACUGUAACAAGGCAGGAGAAGAAGGAGUCGUCCCUUCAAAUUUGGAACAGUAUUAUGCUGUCGUUGGAUUAGAAAAGAAGUUAGACGCUUUAUGGGGUUUCGUGAAAAGUCACUUGAAGAUGAAAGGUAUCGUCUUUGUUACUUCAGGUAAACAGGUUCGAUUUAUUUUCGAGACUUUCCGUCGACUUCAUCCAGGUUUACCGUUAAUGCAUUUACACGGAAAACAGAAACAACCUACUAGAUUAUCGAUUUUCCAAAAGUUUUCAACAUCAAAACAUGCUUUAUUGAUUUGUACAGAUGUUGCUGCCAGAGGAUUAGAUUUCCCUGCUGUAGACUGGGUAAUACAACUUGAUUGUCCAGAUGAUGUAGAUACAUACAUUCAUCGAGUUGGAAGAACAGCAAGAUAUCAAGCAGGUGGUCAUGCUUUAACAUUCUUAUGUCCAAGUGAAGAACAAGGUAUGACUUCUAGAUGGAAUGAAAAAAUGAUUGAACCGAAAAAAAUCAAAAUAAAAGAAAGUAAAAUGGGUAAUUUGAAACAACAAAUGCAAAAUUUCGCUUUUAGAGAGCCUGAGAUCAAAUACCUCGGACAAAGAGCGUUCAUAUCGUAUAUGAAAUCCAUUCAUAUCCAAAAAGACAGAUCGAUCUUCAAGUUCUCCGAGCUACCCGCCGAGGCAUUUGCAGAGAGUAUGGGUCUACCGGGUGCGCCUCAGAUCAAAUUCGCCGAGCAGAAGGCCGUAAAAGUUAAGGGUGGAUCAAAGAAGGACGAGAAGAACAAUGAAGAGGAGGAAGUCUUAGAAAGAGGGGUUGUGGGGAGUGACGAGGAAUCGGAAGGGGAGGAUGAGGAAGGUAGUGAAGACGAAGAUAAAUCCGAAGAAGAGGUCGAAGAAACUGCAAGUGAGGAUGAAGAAGAUGAUGAUGAAGGAAGUCAGAGCGGUAGUGAGGUAUCUACUGCAGGCAAGCCACAAGCUGCUCCUGCUGUUCGAACCAAAUACGAUCGAAUGUUCGAGCGAACGAAUCAAUCCAUCCUCACUCCCCAUUACACCGCAUUGGUAUCACACGAAGAUGGUCAAGAAGGCGAAGAAGGAGAUGAAGAUGUAUUCACAAUUGCAAGGCGUGAUCAUGCAUUGUCUGGAGACGAAGGAGAUUCUGACCGAGAAGAAACACUCCAAGUAGCUGAAGGAAAGGGAACCGAAGCUUUAGAAAAAGAAAUGAAAGAACCUUUGAUCACAUCAGAAGAUCUAUCAAAGCGGAAACUGAAAGCUGCUACAUCCAAGAAAUCCAAAUUGAAGAAUGGACCUAUGCCAGAUAAGAUUAUAUUUGAUGAAGAAACUGGAGAGGCUAGAAACUUUUAUGAAGUCGGUAAAGAUGUUGAGAAUGAAUUUGGAAAUGAAGAAAAACGUAAAGAAUUCUUGGAGAAGGAAAGAGAACGAAUGAAGAUCGAAGACAAGUUUGAUAAGGAAGUUGCUAGGGAGAAAAAGAGAGAACUCAAGAGGAAGAGGAAGGAAAGAGAAAGAGAGGCGCGUAAUGAGUAUAUGAGUGACGAAGGAGACGAACCUGUUGCUUAUCUAGGCGGUGGAGAUGAAGAUCAGACCGAUUUAGAGGAAAGCGUUGCAUCGCCGUCACCAGAACCUGAGGUCAGGAACAAGAAGAAGAGGAAGAACAAGUUCAAGGACGACGACGAAAUAGAGGAGCAAGGUGGCUUAGAAGAUGAAGAAGCUUUAGCUCUGAGAUUGCUACAAGGUUCUACUUAA
Kwoniella shivajii is the source of this 2583-nucleotide messenger RNA. Its product is annotated as ATP-dependent RNA helicase DBP4. The record is from RefSeq and is a predicted model, not a curated record. The transcript is spliced from 8 exons. Gene Ontology annotation, cellular component: nucleus. Gene Ontology annotation, biological process: rRNA processing. Bases 1 to 2583 code for a protein of 860 amino acids. Gene Ontology annotation, molecular function: ATP binding; RNA helicase activity; nucleic acid binding. Lineage: Eukaryota; Fungi; Basidiomycota; Tremellomycetes; Tremellales; Cryptococcaceae.